Hepatospora eriocheir is the source of this 261-nucleotide messenger RNA. The record is from the annotation of a GenBank genome assembly. Lineage: Eukaryota; Fungi; Microsporidia; Hepatosporidae.
AUGAUAGCAACAAGUUAUAAGCAGAUUUUAGUUCAGAAUCUUUUACCUUCUGCAUGUGAAAUAAGACUUGAUGAAUUUAUAUUCAUACAAAAUAACAACCAAAAACACACUGUAAGACUUGUUGAAGAAUACUUUGAUGAAAAUAACAUUGAUGUUUUAGAAUGGCCUCCACAGAGUCCAAAUCUAAAUCCCAUUGAAUCCAUAUUGACUUAUAUUAAGUGUAGGUUAGCAAACAUAGGAAAGUUAAAAAAAUCGAAUUGA